Molecule: messenger RNA, 213 nt
Organism: Miscanthus lutarioriparius
Lineage: Eukaryota; Viridiplantae; Streptophyta; Magnoliopsida; Poales; Poaceae
Source: the annotation of a GenBank genome assembly
AUGGCUAGGGUGUCGUCCAAGGAGUCGAUCUCGGCCUCUAUCCCUCGCUCCGCCGUGUGCUCGGCGUACGGCCGCCGCCGCCGGCGGCAGAAGCCCGUGGGCGGCCAAGCUGGCCGCUGCAACGCCGUGCUGAAGCAGCACAAGACGAGGCUGUACAUCCUCGGCAAGUGCGUCUCCAUGCUCCUGUGCUGGCACGACCACGACGCCGACUGA